UCCCAUCAAACCCUUCGCGGGGCGAGUAGUUUCCUAUCAAGAUGGCAGCUCCCUUGGCUCUGCUUUUGAUUGUAGCUGUUACAAUUCGUGCAGCGCUUUUUAGAACAAGUUUAGCGAAUUUAAUUUCAGAGAGAGUAGAGGUUGUUUCUCCUUUAAAUGCCUGGAAAAGAGUGGUUGAAGGUUUGGCUCUGCUGGACCUCGACAUUUCCCCAUACUCUGGAGAUGUCUUCCAUGAGACUCCUAUGGUCAUCUACCUCUUCCACUUCCUGAUGGACUACGCAGAGAUCACAUUCAUGCUAGCAGAUUGUCUUACUGCUGUGGCUCUCUACCUGGCGGUGAAGGACUACAACAAACAAGUGUUCAGGAAGCAGAAAUUCGCUCUGGAGGCUGAUCGCAUCCCCAUGGACUGUCUCGAACUCAUCAGAAGUCCCACGGAAAUGUACUACAUUCCUCUCAAAGUAGCCAUGUUUUACCUACUGAAUCCGUUCACCAUCGUGUCCUGUGUAGCCAAGUGCACCUGUGGCCUCAACAAUGCUGUCAUUGCCCUAUUCAUCCUGUCCACCAUGAGAGGAAGUGCCUUGUUGAGUGCUAUCUUCCUGGCGCUAGCCACCUACCAGUCCAUCUACCCUCUUACCCUAUGUGUCCCUGCACUGCUCUACCUGCUGCAGCGUCUGUAUAUCCCGGUGAACGUGAGGCGGUCUAGCUUCUGGUUCUACACGCUGCAGUAUCUAUUCAUGUUCCUGGGAAGCCUCCUCGUCCUGAUAUGCCUUUCCUUCUUCCUGUUGGGCUCCUGGGAUUUCCUGCCUGCCGUCUACGGCUUCAUUCUGUCUGUGCCGGACUUGACUCCGAACAUCGGUCUCUUUUGGUAUUUCUUCGCCGAGAUGUUCGACCACUUCCGCCUCUUCUUCCUCUGCGUCUUCCAGAUCAACGUGUUUUUCUACACCCUCCCGCUCUCCAUCAAGCUCAAGGAACACCCAGUGUUUCUGAUCUUCAUGCAGAUUGCUUUGAUCGCCAUUUUCAAGUCGUACCCCACGGUGGGAGACCUCUCCCUCUACAUGGCCUUCCUGCCAGUCUGGAACCACUUAUACAGGUUCUUAAGGAACAUCUUCCUGGUGAGCUGCGUGUUGUUGGCGUGUUCAGCUCUGUUCCCAGUACUCUGGCACCUCUGGAUCUAUGCCGGCAGCGCCAACUCCAACUUCUACUACGCUAUCACACUGCUAUUUAGUGUGGCUCAGAUCCUGCUGGUCUCGGACUAUUUCUACGCCUUCCUGCGGAGGGAGCACCACCUGACCAACGGGCUGUACCUGAAGAAGAAGGACGGCUCUGAGGCCACGCUGGUGCUCAAAUAAGACACACGCAUGCACAACUAAAUACAUACACACACACCUGAACUCUGACCUUUAUGUGGCAAAGGUUGUUGUCAUGGAACCAACCUGGGCAGUGCAUUGUCACUCGCACACUGCCUGUUUUCAGACAUUUUAGAUCACCCCGUUUUCUUUCUUUGCAUCUUAUUUUGAAGAGUCCUCCAGAGAGUCCUCCUCCAAGACAGCCCUCUUUACCCAUAGCCUCUUAUUUUAAAAAUAUCCGAGUCCGACUCACUUGAGGGGUUUCCUAGUGUGGUUAACCUCAAAGAGAAACAGAAUGUCUCGUAUGAGCAGUUCAUUCCAAUUAAAAGACUCGCUAACUCUGCAUGUCAUUGCUGAGAACUAGAUGGACUUGAUAUUGAGAAGUAUAUUGGUGUAACACUAUGCAUGCUUCCGCUCAAUGUUUUACAAUUACAUGAGCUCAACAGCGAUCAAAGUUUUGCUUUAAUUUAUUGUCAGUCGCAGGCCUUGAAUGUUUGCUCUUCAAUUUCUCAAAUUCAGUUUAACCCCAACAGGAUGUUAUGAGGAGUUCCAGCUAUUAAGCUAACAUUAAACAUCCGUGCGUUAAAAUCCUUUUACUACCAUCCUCCAACACAUUCAGCAUGGUUGUUGUUUAAUGGUUAAUUUGAUUCGUGGACUAUUAUGCUUGGACUGUUCAAUCAAGAGAAGAAUAUAUACUGGUUUCAUUAGAACAGUAAGUUCUGUGAAACUUGGAAUAGCUAAGGGAAAUCUAAUUAUAACCGUUUCUGUUUCUAUCUAUCUCUUCUAAUACGACUUUCAAAGGAUUUCUCUGCCCAGUGUUGGCGACGGCAGCAGAUGCCCGAUGAAAACUUUAUUUUCUUUGGUCCUGGAUUCGCACCAAUGGACAUUAAGUCCUCAGUGAAAUCAAGAGGAAAUCCUAAUUUAUUAAUUUAUUUUCUACAUUGGAUGCUUUGGGUUCUUUAUUUGUUUUGCCUGGACUUUCCUAUGCGUUGUUUUGAUACUGUACAUAUUUUAAUGUUAGGUUUUAUGAAUGAUAUGUUGGUUAACAGUGCUUUUUUAAAGGGGUGAUGAUGAAUGUUAUGAAAUGAUCAAAGAAGUUAUGAAUGAUGUGUAUAAAAAGGGUUGUUAAUAAACUUCAGGUUAUUAUUAAAUCUA
Molecule: messenger RNA, 2501 nt
Organism: Gadus morhua (Atlantic cod)
Lineage: Eukaryota; Metazoa; Chordata; Actinopteri; Gadiformes; Gadidae
Gene: pigu
Product: phosphatidylinositol glycan anchor biosynthesis, class U
Exons: 12
Coding region: 42-1349 (435 amino acids)
Biological process (GO): attachment of GPI anchor to protein
Cellular component (GO): membrane; GPI-anchor transamidase complex
Source: RefSeq, a predicted model, not a curated record